GUGAGCCCCACGUGCCUCCAGGCAGCGGCCGAUGCGCAAUGGCGGCGACGGUCGAGCAGAUGAGAGAGCUGGCGGACAGGCUGCUGGCGCUUGAGAGAGACAAUGCCCAGAUGGUCGAGGAGCUCCGACGCGUGAGGCAAGAGGGUCCUCACCAGCAGAUCGUGGAAGCGUUCAGAGAAGCGCUAGAGGAGACUCGAGGUCGGAGGUCAGGCGGCAAUCUCAUCGACACGAAGGGACUCAACAAGCCGUCGGUGUUCUCGGAUGACGAGUCAUCAUUUAUCACGUGGUCGAGGAAGCUGGAGAAUUUUGUGGCCAAUGUCUAUCGUGAGGCAAGAGAGCUGCUAGCCAUUGCCGCGGAGCAGGUGGAGUCGGUCACGUACCAAGUACUUCAAGGGGAUGAUCGUCAGAACCCGAGGAUCGGCCAGGAGAUGUUAGAGGAGAUCGAUGACCAGUUGUAUGUAGUGCUCUCGUCGCUGACGGACGGCGAGGCGUUCAAUAUCACGGUAUCAGCAGGGAGUGGCAACGGCUUUGAGGCGUGGAGGCGCUUGAACAGGCGCUUCGACCCCAUCACGGCAGGCAGGUCGCGGAGCAUCCUCCGCAGUAUCAUGGACCCAGGCAGGGCUAAGCUUCAGGACCUCCAGGCUGCCAUCGAGAGGCUGGAGGAGUUGAUGAGACGUUACGAGAGCCGGAGGGACACCGCAGGACAGCGCCGCACGCUCGCAGAGGACAUCAAGAUGGCGGCACUGGAGGCCAUGCUCCCAGACGAACUAGAACGGCAUGUGCAGAUGAACAAGAAUCGCAUCACGUCCUGUGCCUUGAUGCGUGAGGAGGUGACCACCUAUGCAGAGAGCCGCGCCGGUGUCACGACUAAGGCAGCGGCCAAGCCCCCGUCCAAGCCUGUCGCCACGGACCCGGAUGCCAUGGACACCAGCGCCCUCUGGCGCGACACUGGCAAAGGCAAGAAGGUUGAAUGGAAGGGCAAGGGCAAAGGCGACAGCAAGGGCAAGGGCAAGGACGGGAAAGGUAAAGGCAAAGAGUCCAGCUCCAAGGGUGGCAGGCAGUCCGGCAAGAAGGGAUCCAUGAACGACGCCUACGGCUCCGCCAAGCAGAUGUGCUGGAACUGCGACAAGCCUGGCCACGUCGCAAAGGACUGCUGGGCGCCACCUCGUGGACAAGGCAAAGCAGGAGGAAAGCAAGGAGGCAAGACGAGUAAGGAUUCGAAGAAUAGCUCGAAGGGAGGUCAAGGGAGCCUAGAUUACGAACCAGAGCAGGAGCGCGACGCCGGUGCUCUGGAAAUGUGCUGCUUGGACUCGAGGCAUGACGAGUGCCUUCAGCUGGCGAGCUUCGAGGACUCUGAGAAGAGCCGAUGGGUUCGGAUGAAUUUCGACACGGGCUCCGCGAAGACGGCAUUCCCUCUCGAGAUGGAUGGCGGCGAGGCCAUGAAGACGGAGAGUGUCCUCAACUUCAGGACCGCCACCGGGGAGAUUAUCAACAGCACCGAGGGCUACAGCAUUCGCGGCAUCACGGAGCACCGGCAGCUGCUGAAGUUCAAGGGCGUAAAGGCGCCCGUCCACAAGGUGCUCCUCAGCGCGGGAGAUGUCACAGGAGCAGGGAACGAUGCAUUCCUCAUGGGCGACUUCGGUUACAUCAUCCAUGGGAACUCCCCGGUGCACGCAGAGCUGAGGGCCGCGUUCAGAGAGAUCGCGGCACGGCACAGUUAUGAAGGCAUCGUCACCAUGUACAAGGAAAGGAACGUGUACAACCUCUACGUGAACGUGAAUAAGGACGAGGAAGGCGGGCACGACCUGUGCCCCUACGACGAGGGCCAGCCGGGUGAUGAAGAGAUGCAGGCAGAGGAUGAAGCUGUGGAGCAGGAGGUGCCGAAGCAACCUCACCGAGUGAAAGCUCCAACGAGAGAGGAGGUAGAAGAUCACGAGUCCAGCGGCCACGCCGUGUACCGCACGUGGUGCCGGCACUGUGUCGCUGGAAAAGGCCAGCAGCACCCGCACCUGAAGCAGACAGAGGAGAGCUUGGAGGUGGAAGCAUGCUUCGACUACGGCUAUAUGGGCAGGCGUGCAGAGGAGUGCGCGCCGAUUAUCUGUGCGAGGGAGACGGGCCAAGGAAGCUACGCAGCCACGACGGUGCCCACGAAGGGAGCGGCACCGUACGCCAUCGCCUACAUGGUCGGCUGGUCGAAGGGCCUUGGCUACAAGAAGAUCAUAUUCAGAUCGGACAACGAGCGCGCGCUGCUGAAGCUGCUGGACAAGGUCUCGGAGAAUCUCAUGGGCGUGGAGUGCGUGCCUCGCACAUCGCCUGAAGGGGGCAGCCAGGCCAACGGGAGAGCAGAAGCAGCGGUCAGGGAGAUCAAGAACCAGUGCCGGGUGCUGAGGAGCGAGCUGCGCGAGAAGUAUGGGAAGCCUAUCCCAGAGAAGUGCUCGCUGUUCACGUGGCUGCCAAGGUUUGCGGCCAACUGCGUGAACCGCUACAGGCUCGGCAAAGAUGGCAGGAGCGCAGAGCAUAGGCGCUCCGGCAGGAGAUGGAAGCGCCCGGCGGUCAACUUCGGCGAGAAGGUGAUGUACCGCCCGGCAGGGGCGGUCAAGAGCCAAGCGAGCUUGGAGGACAGGAUGAAGAUGGGCAUCUACGUCGGGCAUCAUGAACGAUCUGGGGCCUCGAUGUUCAUCACGGAAGGAGGUAUGGUUCGAGGAGUCGGUAUCCAUCGACUUCCUGCAGGUGAUCGAUACGACAUGGACUACCUGAUGAAGUGCAAGGGAUGUCCAUGGGCGCCUUCUGAGCGCGGCACCGCGGACAAGCCGAUGGUGGGCGCCGCGGAUGGGCCGGAGGUGAUUGAGAUGCCGCAGCCAGCGGCGGCAAGGGCAUCCCAGCUUGGCAUGAGGAAGAAUUUCUACGUUAUGAGGGCCGAUAUCGAGAAGUACGGCACCACCGCGAGCUGCGCGGCGUGCAGGAAGAUGCUGGAGGGCCAGCAACCCACGACAGGGCACAACAAGGAGUGCCGCGACAACAUCCUGAAGAAGCUGAAGGAGGAGGGCUCUCAUGAAGCAAGUGUGAGAGUCAGCGCUCACGAGUCAAAGGUGGGCAGGCCGCAAGGUGAAGCGGUAGAGGACCUGAGGGCCAAGAGGUCGCGGGUCGAGCAGGAGGAGCGACCCGCGCAGGAGGUGGCAGGCGAGCCGCCUCAGGAAGAUCUUGAAGAGGGACCCGCUCAAGGAAGCGAGGUCAGGAGGCCUGAGGAGGUGCGGAGGCGCGCCGACAGGCGAAUACGAGAGGCGCUCAGCGGCAGUGAGAUGCAGGGAUCGCCUGCGGCCAAGGCACGCCUGUCCGCGCCUAGAGGAGUCAAGAGAGACGGAGGCGAGCCGGGAGAUGCGGCUCGAGGUGACGGAGGACACGUUGACGAUGACGUGGAGCUGCCGGCAGGGACCGGCGCAGGAGGCGCAGCCGCGAGCAGCUCUGGGGGAGGAGCUCCAGCGCCGUCCAGAGGAGGAGACCCGACGGGAGCACCCGCCGAUGCGGACGCUGGAGCCCUCAGCUGCGAGAAGAUCAAGAUGGUCCCAGCUGUCGCGAAGAGGCUCAAGGAAGCAAUGCGGCAUCACGAGCUGGAUGCCAGUGAGGAAGAGAUAGUGAGCAUGGCCAUCUGCCUAUGCUCGCUUGCGGCGGUGGACGUGGCCGAGAUCUAUACACCUCCGAGGUUUACCCCCAGUGCGGCCAGCUGCGGGAUGAGGCCAGGGUUCUGCAUCGACCUCACCACCGUCAAAGCCAAUGGGCAGCACUGGGACCUCGCCAAGGAGGAGGACCAGAAGGAGUUCGAGGAGCUUCAGGCGAAGGAAGAGCCGAAGCUUUUGAUCGGCUCGCCACCGUGCACGGAUUACUGCCCGUUGUUGAGGCUCAGUCAGAGCAAAGAGGAGGUUGACGAGAGAAGGCGUGUCGGUGGCGACAUGCACAUCAGGGUGUGCGCCGCCGGCUACAGGAGGCAACUGGAGGCCAACGCGUACUUCCUGCACGAGCAUCCGAAGCACGCGGCCUCGUGGAAGCUCAAGGAGAUGGAGGAGUUGGCGGCGGACCCGCGCGUCUUCAAGGUUCACGGGCCAAUGUGCAACUGGAACCUGCGCGCGGAGAACAAGCACGGCGAGACAGGGUACAUUCGCAAGGAGACGACCUGGCUGACGAACUCGGUGGAGCUUGCCAAGACGCUGCGAGGGGUAUGCGCGAACCACCGAGGAGGCCCGAUGCACCGGCACUUGCACUUGAUAGGAGGUGAGCGCGUGAAGGCGGCGGCCAGCUAUACACCGGAGCUGGUUCGGGGAGUGCUACGAGCGUUCCAGCGCCAGCUCACGCACGACAAUGACGAGUACGUCCAGCAUAGCUUCGACGCGGGGCCGGUGCCGGACAAGACGCUCUGGUGGGACGAGCCGGAGAGCUACGAGGAGGUCGAGAAGGCCUGGGACGACAUCAACCAGGAGGAGCUCGACGCGAAGGAGGUCAGGAAAGCCAGGCAGGAGGAGAUGCAGUGGGUGAAGGACAUGAAGGUGUUCAAGACUGUUCCCGAGGCAGAGUGUUAUGAGAAGCAAGGCAAGCCGCUGACGAUGAGAUGGAUUGAUACCCGCAAGGUGACUGGAAAGUAUCGCUCGAGGCUGGUUUGCAGGGAGAUCAAGCGUGCCAAGAAGGUCGAGGAUAGGCUCGACCCGGCGGAGGUCUUCAGUGCCAUGCCCCCGAUUGAGAGCCUCAAGAUGCUGAUCAGUGAGUGGAUGACGUUGAACGACGGGCACGACAUCAAGGACUUCGUGAUGGCAACAUUCGACAUCUCUCGAGCGCACUUCUCGGCAGAGCAGAACAACAGGGAGGUGUGCGCGACGCUGCCAGAAGGCUUCGAGAAGGAGGGGCACGUCGCGAAGAUGCUGAAGGCUAUGUACGGGACCGAGGAUGCGGCCCACCUGUGGGGCGAGACAUGGGCGGGCCAGCUGGAGAAGCACAAGGUUCGCGUUGGCACGGCCUCGAGAGCUCUAUUCGCAAACGAGAAGUACAAAGGAUUAUGCCACGGCGACGACUUCGUGGUGCUAUGCAAGAGGAACAACGUCGAGGAGUUCAAAGGGAUUCUGAGUGAGAAGUUCGACGUGAAGUGCGGCGCGAUCAUUGGCUUCGCGGAGAAGGACGACAAGAUCAUGGCCAUCCUCAACCGGGAGGUGAGGAUCAACGACGUCGAGCAGUGCGUGGAGCUCGAGGCGGACAAGAGGCACGUGGAGAAGUUGCUGAAGGAAUUGGGCCUGGAGAAAUGCAGUAUCGUGAGCACGCCCAGGGUGAAGCUUACCCUGGAAGAGGUGCAGGCCCACGAGACCAGUCCUCUGCUCAGCCCAGCAGAGGCCACCAAGUACAGAUCGGCGACGAUGAGGUUAAAGUAUGUGGACCAGGACCGCAUAGACAUCACCGAGUCCGUCAAGUGCUUGGCGCAGCACAUGGCAGCACCGCGUGAGGGACAUCUUACCGAGUUGAAGAGGCUUGUGCGGUACCUCCGUGGUGCGCCCUACGAGAAGCUGAUUUACAAGGCCCAGGAGCACGGUGACAUUGAGUGCUAUGUCGACUCUGACUGGGCUGGGAGCCUCAAGGACCGGAGAAGCACUUCCGGCAUGCUACUGUUCAGGGGUUCCCACCUGCUGAGGAGCAGCAGUACACUGCAAUCGAUCACGGCACUAUCCAGCGCUGAGGCGGAAUACUAUGCGGCCACCAAGGGCGCCGCGUAUGCGCUGGGCACCAGGAGCUACUUCCGCG
Prorocentrum cordatum is the source of this 5775-nucleotide messenger RNA. Lineage: Eukaryota; Dinophyceae; Prorocentrales; Prorocentraceae. The record is from the annotation of a GenBank genome assembly.